CACUCUAUUUAAGAGGGACCUUGAAGAACUAAAUGGACUACUUGAUACUAUCCUUGACGGUUGGUCGGAAGUUGCUCUCUUCCCUAUAACGUACUCCCAUUUGGCAUUGAACAAGGUCCCUCUAGAGAUCGAUUAUGCCAACUUUCAAGGACCAGUGCUGAUGCGUGAAUUAGAUGAGAAACUUUUCAAUGAGGAUUGUAUUGCUAGUUCAAUUAAAGGGGAGAGGGAGAAGGAAGAUGGAUUUUCACCCCCACUCCCUAAUAAGGAAGUGUUUGAUAAAAUUAUUCAUGAUAAACACCUAGUUUCACAAAGCUCUCUUUCCACAAUUCGUACACUAAUAAUAGAGGGAGGGGGGAGAGAAUUCC
This is a messenger RNA of Dovyalis caffra, 365 nucleotides long. NCBI's taxonomy places the organism in Eukaryota, Viridiplantae, Streptophyta, Magnoliopsida, Malpighiales, Salicaceae. The record is from the annotation of a GenBank genome assembly.